AUGUCAGUUUUACUGGAAACGUCGGCUGGCGACAUCACCAUCGAUCUCUACGUCGAUGAAGCUCCUAGAGCCUGUGAAAACUUCUUGAAGCUAUGCAAGAUCAAGUACUACAAUUAUUCGCCCAUCUACAACGUCCAACCGAACUUUUCCUUCCAAUCUGGUGAUCCAAUUGGCCCUGAUGCUGCUGAGAGCGAUGGCGGCUCCUCUAUCUGGGCUCUUCCUGAUGGUGUCACAAAAAAGCCCGCGAAGCCCGAGUCCAUGACCUUCAAGCCUGAGUUCAGUCGCAAGAGGAAGCACACUGAGAGAGGUACCGUCAGUAUGGCUACGACUGCGUCAACCACCAACCCGGACGACCGCUUCGCUGCGAGUCAGUUCAUUAUCACACUCGGCGAGAAUCUGGAUCUGCUCGACGGCAAGGCUGCCAUCUUUGGCGAAGUUGUAGAAGGUUUCGACGCUCUCGAGAAAAUCAACACUGCCUUCGUCGAUGACAAAGGCCGCCCGCUCAAAGACAUACGCAUCCUACACACUGCCGUCCUCGAUGAUCCCUACGACGACCUGGAAGGUCUGAUCGAGCCACCGCAAAGCCCUGUGCCCACUGCAGGCCAACUCGCUACCGUACGCAUCGCCCACGACGAGGAAAUUGCCGAAAACACCGAUCCAGAACAACUCGAAAAGCUGCGCCGCGAGCGUGAAGCACGCGCACAAGCCCUGACUCUCGAGCUCAUAGGCGAUUUGCCCUUCGCCGACGUCACGCCUCCCGAACAAGUUCUCUUUGUAUGCAAGUUGAACCCCGUCACCCGCGACGAGGACCUCGAACUCAUCUUCAGCCGCUUCGGCAAGAUUCUGUCCUGUGAAGUCAUCCGCGACAAGAAGACCGGUGAUAGUCUGCAGUAUGCUUUCAUCGAGUUUGCCAGCAAAGAAGAUUGCGAGCGUGCGUACUUCAAGAUGCAGGGUGUGUUGAUCGACGAUCACCGCAUUCAUGUCGACUUCUCGCAGAGUGUCAGCAGACUCGCCGACGCAUGGCGAGAUACGACGAAUUCAAAGACAGCUAGGAAAAAGGGUGGAUUUGGUGGUAUCGCUGGACUGGAGGCAAAGAGACACUAUAGAGAAGGUGAAAGGUACGGUGGACGCAACAACCGUGGCGAACGCUACGACUAUGUGUUCGACAAGGAUGGCAAGCGCAGAGAUGGCGGCAAGGAUGAUCGAGACAGAGAGAGAAGACACAGGGAAAGGGAUCCCGGACGAGCUAGAGACAGGGAUGAUCGACGUGAUGACCGUCGCGACCGUGAUCGUGAUGGUAGAAGACGAGGUGACCGGUAUCACGAUGACAGCUACAGGAGGUCAAGGCACUGA
Molecule: messenger RNA, 1353 nt
Organism: Aureobasidium namibiae CBS 147.97
Lineage: Eukaryota; Fungi; Ascomycota; Dothideomycetes; Dothideales; Saccotheciaceae
Product: cyclophilin-like protein
Exons: 3
Coding region: 1-1353 (450 amino acids)
Biological process (GO): protein peptidyl-prolyl isomerization
Cellular component (GO): nucleus
Molecular function (GO): RNA binding; peptidyl-prolyl cis-trans isomerase activity
Source: RefSeq, a predicted model, not a curated record